Diaporthe citri is the source of this 1869-nucleotide messenger RNA. RefSeq lists its product as uncharacterized. The transcript has 4 exons. Gene Ontology annotation, molecular function: protein-transporting ATPase activity; protein binding. Lineage: Eukaryota; Fungi; Ascomycota; Sordariomycetes; Diaporthales; Diaporthaceae. Bases 1 to 1869 code for a protein of 622 amino acids. Gene Ontology annotation, cellular component: mitochondrial outer membrane. Gene Ontology annotation, biological process: intracellular protein transport. The record is from RefSeq and is a predicted model, not a curated record.
AUGUCUCAACAGCAUCAGCCGUCAUUCCCGCCCCCCUCCACAGGCAUCCCCGUUCCAUUGCCUGCAGAAUCCUCUGUCUGGGACCGCAUAUCGACCUGGGUUUCCGAGAACAAAGCCGUUGUCUAUACAAUUGCUGGCGUCACAGUGGUCGUCGCCGGCGCUACGGUCUACUAUUACACAUCCGACAACUCGAAGCCAAAAGCAGAUGCGCAGCCAAAACUUAGCAAGAAGGAGAGGAGGAAGCGCAAGGAAGCCGAGAAGAAAGCAGAGGCCCAGAAGAAUGCUGCUGCGUCGAGAGAGGCACCCGCUGCUUCGAAAGCACCCGCCGUCGACAGCGCCGACGAGAUCCCUGAGAUAACUGAGGCUACCGUCCAGGCCAUGUCGCUCGACGAUCGUAAACACUGGGCUGUCAAGCUGAAGGAGGUUGGCAACCAUGCGUAUGGAUCCAAGGACUUCAACAACGCCAUCGACCUCUACUCGAAAGCCAUUCUUUGCAAGCCUGAAGCUGUCUACUACUCCAACCGUGCAGCUUGCUAUAAUGCUCUUGCCGACUGGGACAAAGUCGUCGAGGAUACCACGGCUGCCAUCACCCUGGACCCCGAGUACGUCAAGGCCAUGAACCGACGGGCCAAUGCCUACGACAAGCUCGGCAAGUACUCCGAAUCUUUGCUCGACUACACGGCCAGCUGUAUCAUCGAUGGUUUCAAGAACGCUUCGAGCGCAGAGGCCGUCGAGAGGCUUCUGAAGAAGUUCGCUGAAUCCAAAGCCAAGGAGAUCAUGGCAAACAAGCCUAGCAAGCUGCCCAGCCCUACUUUCGUCAGCAACUAUCUCCAGAGCUUCCGCUCCAAGGACCGACCCGAGGGUCUGGAAGAUUCCGUCGAGAUUCCAGCCGACACGGGCAAGGGACAGCUGCAACUAGGCCUGCGAGCCAUGGAGUCCAAGACAGGCGAGGGUUAUGAGGAGGCUGCGGCGGCUUUUGACAAGGCCAUCGAGCUGAAUGAUCUCGGCUCGCUCGAGGCCUUCGCGUACAACAUGCGGGGAACGUUCACAUGCCUCCGCGGGAAGCACGAGCAGGCUCUGGUUGACCUGACCAAGAGCGUCGAGUUGGAUCCAUCCAUGACACAAAGCUACAUUAAGCGAGCUAGUAUGAGUCUUGAACUUGGAGAUCCUGAAAAGGCCGAGGAAGACUUUGAGCUCGCCAUGAAGCAGAACGCCGACGAUCCUGAUAUCUACUACCACCGAGCGCAGCUGCAUUUUAUCAAAGGCGAGUUCGCAGAGGCGGCAAAGGACUAUCAGAAGUCCAUUGACCUCGACCCGGAAUUCAUUUUCUCUCACAUCCAGCUUGGAGUGACACAGUACAAGAUGGGAUCGAUCGCUUCUAGCAUGGCGACCUUCCGACGUUGUAUGAAGAACUUUGACAAGGUGCCGGAUGUGUACAACUACUACGGAGAGCUCCUCCUGGACCAGGGCAAGUACCAAGAGGCCAUCGAGAAGUUUGAGUCGGCGAUCGAGAUGGAGAAGCAGGAGAAGCCUACGAGCAUGAAUGUGCUCCCUCUCAUCAACAAGGCCCUUGCUAUCUUCCAAGAGAAGUCAGACUUCGCCGAGGCCGAGAGGCUGUGCCAAAAGGCACUGAUCAUCGACCCUGAGUGCGAUAUUGCUGUCGCCACGAUGGCCCAGCUCCUCCUGCAGCAGGGCAAGGUCACAGAAGCGCUCAAAUACUUUGAGCGGGCGGCGGACCUUGCGCGCACGGAAGGCGAGCUGGUGAACGCGCUUUCCUAUGCAGAGGCCACGAGGACGCAGAUCCAGGUCCAGGAGAAAUACCCAGCCCUGGCCGCAAAGCUGCAGGCCGCUGGGCCCGGCCUCCGAUAG